Molecule: messenger RNA, 898 nt
Organism: Anguilla rostrata (American eel)
Lineage: Eukaryota; Metazoa; Chordata; Actinopteri; Anguilliformes; Anguillidae
Product: ribonuclease inhibitor-like
Exons: 5
Biological process (GO): intracellular signal transduction
Molecular function (GO): protein binding
Source: RefSeq, a predicted model, not a curated record
UAAUAUAAUAAUACUAUAAUAUAUUAACUGUUCUUUGCAGACUGAACAACUGUGAACUCACACAGAAGUGCUGUGAUAUUGUGGCCUCAGCUCUCCAGUCAUCAAACUCACCCCUGAGAGAUCUGGACCUCAGCUACAAUAACCUUGGAGAUUCAGGAGUGGACCUGCUCUGUGCUGGACUGAUGAGUCCAAACUGUGAACUACAGAGACUGGGACUGAACAGCUGUGACCUCACAGAGAAGUCCUGUGAUAUUGUGGCCUCAGCUCUCCAGUCAUCAAACUCACCCCUGAGAGAUCUGGACCUCAGCUACAAUAACCUGGGAGAUUCAGGAGUGGAGCUGCUCUGUGCUGGACUGAUGAGUCCAAACUGUAAACUGCAGAGACUGGGACUGAACAACUGUAAACUCACACAGAAGUGCUGUAAUAUUGUGGCCUCAGCACUCCAGUCAUCAAACUCACCCCUGAGAGAUCUGGACCUCAGCAACAAUAACCUGGGAGAUUCAGGAGUGGAGCUGCUCUGUGCUGGAUUGAGGAGUCCAAACUGUAAACUACAGAGACUGGGGCUGGGUUGGUGUAAUCUCACAGAGGGCUGCUGUGAUGUUCUGGCCUCAGUCCUGCGUUCUCCUGACUCAGAGCUGAGAGAUCUGGAGCUCAGAGACAAUGAGCUGCAGGAUUCAGGAGUGAGAGCGCUCUCUGCUGGACUGGAGGACCCACAUUGUAAUCUGCAGAGACUGAGGCUGUCAGGCUGUAGAGUCACACAGAGAGGCUGUGAUUCUCUGGCUUCAGCUCUGUGUUCAAACCCCUCACACCUGAGAGAGCUGGACCUGAGAUACAAUCAUCCAGGAGACUCAGGAGUAAAAGCGCUGUCUGCUGCUAAACUGGACACACUCACACUGCU